CUUAUAUAUCUCAGCUGGCUGGGCUCGUUUACCCACUCCCUCUGGGCCUGGGGUCACACGCGUGCGUGCAUUCAGCAGCAGCCUAGCAUGUCGCCCUCAAUCCACGGCCUGACGUGUCGAAAGGCGCAACCAUUCACGUGUUUGUACUUGCGUUAUCCAUUCAAUGCCUCACGUCAUCCGGUUUCACAUGCAUGUGCGCGCAGGCUUCAGCAGCAGGGGGCGCGGCAGCCGGGCCCUCGGCUCCACCGGCGCCCCCUGCUCAGCUGCUGGAGGCGGGCCAGGUGGAGCCACGACGGCAGCAGCUGCAACAGCCGCAGCAGCAGCAGCGGGCCGGCAUGGCCGCGGCAGCUGCUGUGGGCACAGUGCCGGGUGUGGCUGCGGAGGGCACGGGUUCGGCGGGCACGGCAGCGGAGGAGAACGCGGCGGGUGCCUCGAUGCAAAUGGCUGCCGCCAUGGCGCGGCUACCCCUGCUGGCCCUGGCCCGCAGGCCCGCUUCCCCCCUCCCCUUUCCCUCCGCCACCGCCGCUAGUGAAGCGGCCACCGGACCAGAAGGCGGCAGUAGCUGAGGACCAGGAGGCGGGGACUGCUGCGGAGAUUGUAUGUGGCGGGCGCGGCGGCGGCGUCAGCGGCAAGCCACAAGUAAGCGCCCGCGCGCCCGCACCUUCACUAGCGGCGGUGGCGGAGGGAAAGGGGAGGGGGGAAGCGGGCCUGCGGGGCAGGGCCAGCAGGGGUAGCUGCGCCAUGGCCGCAGCCAUUUGCAUCGCAAGAGCGGCUGUAGCAACAGCAAGGCGCAGCUAGCAGGCAUGGCUAUUGCUCACACGAGG
Chlamydomonas reinhardtii is the source of this 824-nucleotide messenger RNA. RefSeq lists its product as uncharacterized. Lineage: Eukaryota; Viridiplantae; Chlorophyta; Chlorophyceae; Chlamydomonadales; Chlamydomonadaceae. Bases 192 to 566 code for a protein of 124 amino acids. The transcript has 2 exons. The record is from RefSeq and is a predicted model, not a curated record.